CUAGCUAUUCCCACCCACACUGUAUUCCUCGCUAAUGUCCUCAAUCAGUCUACCGCUCGAUCCAGUGCCCGGUUUCUGCGUAAAAUCAAAGGUGCUUAGCCAAGCCGUUGUCCCUAGAACCGCCACUGGUUCUCUUCCACAACCUACUAGUACUAGCCUCUCCGACACACUAGGAGCCCUGAUCACCAUCCCAAAGGGCCUUAAAGUUUUCGUUAACAUAGCAUGGGACGCCAACGUGCCUCCACCUCCACCUGGAAGCGAAGAUGUCAUACAAAAAGCGAUGCGUGGUGAAGACUAUCCCGAAUUAAACCCCGGCGGAUGGUUCGUGCCAGUCGUAGUCUCAGAUCUGCGUGAUGACAAAGACAAAGCCGGUCAAUUAGCCCUUGUCAUUGAUUGUGUUUUCAACACGACCAUCAAGUCUCGCACGUUGAAAGAUGCAGACUUCAAAGCGUUCAUCAUAGAACUAGCGCUGCAGCGCGUCGAAUCGCAGACUUCCCUCUCACUCUCCCGACAGAUCGGCACGCCCAACAUCGCCUCGAAAGGCAAACUUGCAACGCGGCAAGUACUCGUGCCUGAACUACUCUUUCCGCCCGGUCACCCCCACCACAAAUCCGAGACAAAAACUAAUCUCAUUCAAGAAAUAGCUUCCCUGCCAGGUGCCGCGUCAGCGCCAAGAACUAAAGGGAUACUUAAAAGUACAUCGAAUAGCCACACUCCCAUGUGGACAUGGUCAAAGAACCAGUGUAAAAUCCGCAUCAUGAUCGAUGUGCCCAAUGUGACUCACUCCGACAUUCCCAACUCAACACUCGACGUAGAGCCACGAAGAGUGAUACUACACGUUCCGUCAUUAUACGACCUAGAUAUCAACCUCGAUGCGGCACCAGGCCCGGACGCUAUGUCCCGGCAUGAACUUCUUGGUGAAGGGGCGUUAGAGCUCAAAAGUCUGAGAGAUCUCGAUGUAGACGGCGCCAAGGCGGUGUGGAAAGUUGCUGAAAAGGUUAUAGUGCUUCUGGCUUAGUAGCCUGGCUCAGUCUGGCUCCUGCUGACUCGCUGGCUGUGCGAGUAACCUUGACGAAACGAAAAUCAUGUGUAAUCCACCAAAUUGAAAACAUAUCUCGCUGUUUGUAAGUAAAUAAUGCAAAUUGUGAGUAAAUUAUCA
This is a messenger RNA of Suillus paluster, 1159 nucleotides long. RefSeq names its product pre-RNA processing PIH1/Nop17-domain-containing protein. The transcript is spliced from 4 exons. NCBI's taxonomy places the organism in Eukaryota, Fungi, Basidiomycota, Agaricomycetes, Boletales, Suillaceae. Gene Ontology annotation, cellular component: cytoplasm; R2TP complex; ribonucleoprotein complex. Bases 35 to 1018 code for a protein of 327 amino acids. The record is from RefSeq and is a predicted model, not a curated record. Gene Ontology annotation, biological process: rRNA processing; box C/D snoRNP assembly.